This is a messenger RNA of Guillardia theta CCMP2712, 561 nucleotides long. RefSeq lists its product as hypothetical. Gene Ontology annotation, molecular function: NAD+-protein-arginine ADP-ribosyltransferase activity. The record is from RefSeq and is a predicted model, not a curated record. Lineage: Eukaryota; Cryptophyceae; Pyrenomonadales; Geminigeraceae. The transcript has a single exon. The annotation marks the transcript as partial.
GGAAUGAGGCUCUGCGACUUCCUGUGCCACAAGUCCGCCAGAGUCGCGCGGCUGCGGGAGGAGGAGGUUGCGGCGCUGCGACUCUACACGCUGCCGAGCUUCCCGCACAUCAACGACCCGCUGAGGGACCAGGGGCGGAUAGAGAGGAGGGAGCCGCACCCGCUUCCUCUGAUCACCUUCCUCAUCGUCGAGGGGCUGAAGAAGCUGCGGGGCGUCGAGACCUCAAACAGUGUCGGGAUGGAGUCUCGGGUGCUGUGGCGGGGGAUGAAGAACCUGUCUGUGUCCCACGGGUUUGUGGAGAGAGGAGGGACGGAGCUCGUGCCGAUGUCGACUUCGACUGAGCUGCAGGUCGCAGCAGCAUACGGGAUGAGCCGGGAAACGCUGAUCUUUCGCUUCAGAACCAAGAACAGCCUGCAGCGUGGUGUGGACGUGUCUUGGCUCUCGGCGUUUCCCAAGGAGGAGGAGGUGCUGUACCCUCCUCUGACGUACAUGCAGCCCACAGGAAGGGAGCAGGAGGUUCAGGUUGGGAUCGCGAGGUACAGGAUCGUGGAGGUGGAGCCG